UGGGACCCGCAAACGUAGCCACCCUCUUUCUGCUUUUUCCCGGUCUCUGUCUCAACUCUCCUCGGGCAAGGGCAUCGUACAGGCCACCCCAGGAAGAUCCGUCAUAGCCUGAAGUCAAGACAGGGCCUGCCAGGGGAUCGCGAGUAAAAAUAAUCCAUCUCAGGACAACCCGAGCAGCCCACGGCAGGAUUGACGCACACUCCUGCAGCUAAGCCGCGAUACUUGCAAGCCCUACGGACCUGCAACGUGUCAGGGACACAUCAUUCCAAACCCGCCGUGUGUGCGAGCUGCAAGAGCCCAAGCAAAUUACAAUAACGCCAGCAGCCGCUGCAGGUAGCCAAAUAUGUCGGACUCCCCCCAAUCUCCUCCCAAGGAUGUCGACCAAGGUGUACAAUCACCGGAAGAGGAACAAAUGAACGAGCCUCAAGACCCACAGUCCGGCGGGCUCACCUAUGAGUUCGAAGUUAAGGAGCAGGACCGCUGGUUGCCCAUAGCCAAUGUGGCCCGCAUCAUGAAGAAUGCUCUGCCAGAGAACGCCAAGAUUGCCAAAGAAGCCAAAGAAUGCAUGCAAGAAUGCGUCAGCGAGUUUAUCUCAUUCAUCACAAGCGAAGCUUCGGAGAAGUGCCACCAGGAGAAGCGAAAGACGGUGAACGGAGAAGACAUCCUAUUUGCUAUGACUUCACUGGGAUUUGAGAACUACGCAGAAGCUCUCAAGAUCUACCUCUCCAAGUACCGAGAACAGCAAUCACAGUCAAACAGAGGAGAGGGAGCGCACCGCCCUAGCAGUAGCGGCUACGGCGCCAACCCUCCAACCGGAGCUGGAAGCUUCCAGGCCGAGCCCCAGAACAACGUGCUUGGAGGUCAGCAGGCAGAUGGAAGCGCCGACGCCCAGGGCUAUAUGUACGGCGCACAAACCAGUCACAAUGGCACUGGUGGCGGCGACGGCUACCAGUGAACAGCUCGAUCGCUGUUUGGAUAGUGCGGGUACGCAAGGACAA
Colletotrichum navitas is the source of this 998-nucleotide messenger RNA. Its product is annotated as histone-like transcription factor and archaeal histone. Gene Ontology annotation, molecular function: RNA polymerase II cis-regulatory region sequence-specific DNA binding; protein heterodimerization activity; DNA-binding transcription activator activity, RNA polymerase II-specific. The coding region runs from base 344 to 955 and encodes 203 amino acids. Gene Ontology annotation, biological process: regulation of transcription by RNA polymerase II. The record is from RefSeq and is a predicted model, not a curated record. The transcript has 4 exons. Gene Ontology annotation, cellular component: nucleus; CCAAT-binding factor complex. Lineage: Eukaryota; Fungi; Ascomycota; Sordariomycetes; Glomerellales; Glomerellaceae.